This is a messenger RNA of Danaus plexippus (monarch butterfly), 3272 nucleotides long. Its product is annotated as octopamine receptor beta-1R-like. Gene Ontology annotation, biological process: adenylate cyclase-activating adrenergic receptor signaling pathway. The record is from RefSeq and is a predicted model, not a curated record. The transcript is spliced from 4 exons. The coding region runs from base 111 to 1445 and encodes 444 amino acids. Gene Ontology annotation, molecular function: octopamine receptor activity. NCBI's taxonomy places the organism in Eukaryota, Metazoa, Arthropoda, Insecta, Lepidoptera, Nymphalidae. Gene Ontology annotation, cellular component: membrane.
GGACACAAUGGGUGGGAGCAUUAACGCAGAACUACACACCGCCGUUUCAUUUACCUUAACAAAAGAGAUAAACCUAACUUAAAGUCCUCUCUCAUACAAAAUGUGAAAUCAUGAAACUGGAUAUUGAUGUCGUUCUGAACGAUACCCCGCAAAAUUUUUCAUUGGAUUUCCGAGAUCUCUCAACAUCAAUGUACUUGACGGAUUCGUUUGGUAACAAAACUUUUGAACUAAACGAGACCACAACCGAUCUCGUCUAUACAAAUCAGUUCGAAGAUGUUCCUUUUAUCGUCUUUCUGGUAUUUCUCAAGUGCAUUAUUAUGUUAUUUAUUAUUUUGGCAGCCAUUUUCGGCAAUUUGCUGGUUAUUGUUAGCGUAAUGAGGCAUAGAAAACUUAGAGUUAUAACCAACUACUUCGUUGUGUCGUUAGCGUUAGCAGAUAUGUUGGUAGCGAUAUGGGCCAUGUGUUUCAACUUCAGCGUUGAAAUAACAAACGGACAAUGGCUUUUUGGAUAUUUCAUGUGUGAUGUCUGGAACUCCUUGGACGUAUAUUUUUCUUCAGCCUCAAUUUUACAUUUGUGUUGCAUUAGCGUUGAUAGAUACUACGCUAUUGUCCAACCUUUGGACUAUCCGCUUAUAAUGACAACAAGCAAGCUUGGAAUUAUGCUGGCUGUAGUAUGGUGUAGCCCUGCAUUGGUUUCGUUUCUUCCAAUUUUUAUGGGUUGGUACACCACAUAUGAGCAUCUGGACUUUAGAAAAAGACAUCCAAAAGUGUGCAGUUUUACUGUGAACAGAGUGUAUGCAGUGAUAUCCAGCAGUGUUAGUUUUUGGAUUCCAGGCGUUAUAAUGCUAUACAUGUAUUAUCGCAUAUACGUGGAGGCAGAUCGUCAGGAGAGGAUGUUGUACAGGAGUAAAGUCGCUGCCCUACUGUUGGACAAGCAUCUUCAGAUCAAUGGGAUCUCAGUUGGUGAGGUGAUGAGAGAACGUCAAAGUAUUCAGAUGCAGCCGAUGGCGAGCAGCAAAAUGAAGAGGGAGAGGAAAGCUGCAAGGACCUUAGGAAUCAUCAUGAGCGCCUUCUUAGCGUGUUGGCUGCCAUUCUUUUUAUGGUAUAUAAUAACAGCCCUAUGUGGGGAGUCCUGCCCCUCUCCACCGCCUGUGGUAGCGGCCGUGUUCUGGUUUGGCUACUUCAAUUCAGCUCUCAAUCCACUCAUAUACGCAUACUUCAACCGGGAUUUUAGAGCUGCCUUUAGAAAAACGUUGGAUUCAUGCUGCAGGUCACUUUGCGGUAGUUUUGGACGCCGUUACUGUCACCAGCAUCGUCGUGAUCAUCACCACUCGAACGCCUCAUCAGAUAUUCAUAUGAACAACUGUGUGAAGUCUACAUCAGCUGAUGUAUUACGAGCGCAAGCGUCCUGUUCCAGACCGGACGAUGUAAUCAUAAGGGCUUAAAAGGAAGGUUUUAUACGUUAGAAGGACGUAGAUACUUUAUAAGCAACAAGAAUUUCAAUUUGAAAGCAUAUACUUAGGGAUCGUUUCAGUUUCAGCUGAGGAUCCAAUGAGCUUCAAUAUUAAAUAUUUUAAGUAAUAUGGUUUUUUUUUAGCAAAUUUAGCACGAAUCUGUGGCUACCUGCAUUUAACUAUUAAUGAACUGGCAACUUCUUAUACAUAUUAAGCACAAUAUUGUGACGUAAUAAUACAAUUGUGGAAUUAUUUUUCUGCAGUAUCAGACAUUUUGCCGCAGUAUCAUAUGAGCCACUAAAACGAAUGUGUACAUAACUUGUUAUUAUAAAUCUAUUUAUGUAUAUGUAAUGACAGAAUUGAUUAUAUAUCAGAGAUUGUAUUUACAUAUGAUGAACUACGUAUGUCGAAUAAAUCAAUUAUAUGAGCUGUAUAUAAAUGUCAUUCUCAUUAGAGACAUAAUAAAGCGGCUUGACAUUUAUGAAAUACCUCAUAGAGUAUGUGGGUAGUUAUAAAAAUUAUCAAAUAAAUGAAUCUUAUCUUUUGUACGAAUUCAAAACAAACUUGUAACAUUUUCACUUCACUUCAAUUCUGUUUUCAAUCUAUAUUUAAAUGCUAAUGAUAUCUCAUUUCGGGACUUCAUCUCAAUCUAUUGGAUCUCCGUCAUUAUCUUAUCCCCGACAAUAACAGUCCAGAGCUUAACGAACUAUUUAAAAGGAGUCGGUACUGACUUUUCAGCAGAUAAAUGUAAAUGAAUCUUGUUAUAUAAGAAUAAGGUUUGUUUUUGAACAAAUACGAUAUUUUUACUAAAACUGUCUCAGUAAUUGGUUUCUAAAGGCAAUUUCUGAUUGUUUGAUCUAUUCAAAUUAAAAAUGUAUUAACUUUUUUAAAUAAUUUUCUUUAUACAAUAGAAAAAAUUUGUUGAACAUUGGCAAUACUUAUUAUUAAUAAGAAAAUAUCGUUUUAGAAGCAAUGAAAAUUAAAUUUUUAUAUUAAGCAAGUAAUGAAAGCAAUAACUUGUUAUGUUGAUCGAGAGUGAAAGAAUUUAAACUUCUGUUACUUUAAAUUAUUAAAAAGAUUUUUUAAUUCUACAUAUCUUUUUUUUUAUUUUUAUAAAAAAUAUAAAUAUCCUUAUAAUUUUGAAAUAGAACGUUUGACAUAAUAAGAAGCACGAAACCAGACAUUUUAAGAGAGAGCCUAAAUAAUUAAUAGAAAUUCCUCGGUAUCCCGAAGGACGAUUGACAUUCUAUAGAUUUUUUAAGGAAUGCCGAACAUUCUCAGCUACAUCUUAGUAUUUCUAUGCCCUUAUUGAUUAUUUUAUAAUGCCUUUGUAUUUCGUAUAUUAAUACUCAAAAAAUUAUUUUAAUUACUGUAUAAUUUUAUAUUUGCAUUUAAUAAUUUCAAAAUAUACUCUCAUCUAGUUCUCAUGAACUAUUACUCUAAAAUGAUCGAAAACUUAGAUUCAAUGUCAAUCUUAUAAAUAAUUUGUUGUUGUUCAUUCCAAGAAUAUAUCUUUUUUUAUGUAGUCUUUUGAUGAAACUUUAAAAAAAUUGUAACAUUAUAAUGUGGUUCUCUAAAUGAUGUAUUUAAAAUAAUCCUUACUAACUUAUCCGGGUGGCAGGUGCAAGAGCUAUGAUGUACAGUGGCCUGGUUCGGAGCAGGUAAAGUACGGAGGGUUUUAAUCAGUAGGAGGCUGACACUCGCUUUUGCUCCACCCAGGUUCAGAGGGGUCAUUUGAUGUUUUUCCACAUCAAAAAAAAGUACCUACAUAUGAAUUAGUCUUUGUAACGGUAGUUGAAUGUUCUGUUAUUUUUAUAC